This is a messenger RNA of Vigna angularis (adzuki bean), 1071 nucleotides long. RefSeq lists its product as uncharacterized. Lineage: Eukaryota; Viridiplantae; Streptophyta; Magnoliopsida; Fabales; Fabaceae. The transcript has a single exon. The record is from RefSeq and is a predicted model, not a curated record. Bases 1 to 1071 code for a protein of 356 amino acids.
AUGGGCAGUCUUGGGUUUGAAAAGUGUGUUUCAGAACACGGUGUGUAUGUGCAAAGCUGUCAGCACAAAGGCAGAACAGAGAAGUUGAUUGUGUGUCUCUAUGUAGAUGACUUGUUAGUCACUGGAAGCUGUGAAGAAUUAAUUUCAGCUUUCAAAACUGAAAUGCAAAAUGAGUUUGAAAUGAGUGAUCUUGGAAGACUCAGUUACUUUCUUGGCAUUGAGUUUACCAAGAUGGAAGGUGGAACAAUGAUGCACCAAUCAAGGUAUGCUUUAGAUCUGCUGGAAAAAUAUGAGAUGAGUGACUGUAAUGCUGCAAGUACCCCUGCAGAAGUAGGAUUGAGACUGGAAAAGGAGCCAGAAGAGGAAGCUGUUGAUCCAACAGCUUACAGGAGGAUGGUUGGAAGUCUUAGGUAUCUCUGCAACACCAGACCAGAUUUGAGCUAUAGUGUUGGAGUGAUAAGCAGAUACAUGGAGUGUCCUAGAGUAUCACACUUGAUUGCUGUCAAACGGAUACUGAGAUAUUUGAAGGGUACACACUCAUAUGGGAUUCUGUUAAGAAAAGGAGAGGCUGGAGAAGAAGUACAAAUUACUUCUUACUCAGAUGCAGACUGGUGUGGAGACAAGACUGACAGAAAAAGCACUGCAGGGUACAUUUUCUUCAUGGAAGGGUCUCCUAUUUCUUGGAGCUCUAGAAAGGAACCAGUAGUUGCUUUGUCAUCAUGUGAGGCAGAGUACAUAGCUGCCUGUGAAGCUACGUGUCAAGCAACCUGGCUGAGAUCAUUGAUAGAAGGACUGAAAAUUGAGCUGUCUGAGAAGAGGGUGAGACUAAUGGUUGACAACAAAUCAGCCAUAAAUCUUGCUAAACAUCCUACAUCACACGGUAGGAGUAAACACAUUGAGACCAGAUUCCACUAUAUCAGGGAACAGGUCAGCAAUGAGAGACUAGAGAUUGUAGACUGCAGAUCCGAAGAUCAACUUGCAGAUAUACUGACUAAAGCCCUUAAAGGCGAACACUUUCUGAAACUCAGAAAGCAAAUCGGGAUGGUGCAAGCUGAGACUUUGAAAAAUUAG